Molecule: messenger RNA, 1528 nt
Organism: Magallana angulata
Lineage: Eukaryota; Metazoa; Mollusca; Bivalvia; Ostreida; Ostreidae
Product: cardioacceleratory peptide receptor-like
Exons: 7
Coding region: 58-1173 (371 amino acids)
Biological process (GO): G protein-coupled receptor signaling pathway
Cellular component (GO): membrane
Molecular function (GO): vasopressin receptor activity
Source: RefSeq, a predicted model, not a curated record
CGAGCAGUGUUUGGACAAAACGAUAGUUUUCUCCCCUUUUUCUUUUCCUUGUCCAUCAUGGAAGGUGUGAUUAGUUAUAACGAAACAAACAUCACUCUAUCGAACGUGACGGGGAAUUCCAGCACCAACUUUGACCAUUAUUAUUUCUUCAAGACAGAACAGAGGGUGUUCCUGUGCGUCCUCUUCCUGUGUAUAAUAUCCGGUAACACCGCGGUCCUCGUCAUCAUCUUCCUGACCAGAAAGCUCAGAUCAAGAAUGAAUAUUUUCAUGGCAAACCUCGCUAUAGCUGACCUGUUAGUGGGCCUGAAUGUAGGCAUUGACUUGCUUGAGAAGUUCCUUGUGGACUGGUAUGGCGGAGACGUGCUGUGUAAGGCGGUCAAGUUCUACAGUGGCGUGGCCGUGUACGGCUCGACCUACGCACUGGUAGCGAUGUCCAUAGACCGGUUUGAUAGUGUAGCAAGACCUCUACAGACGAUGGCAAAAGGAUUUCGGGUCCGCCUUCUGAUUGGGAUUCAGUGGGGUUUGGCAUACCUGUUUUCAAUGCCGAUGUUUAUGUAUAAAGAAGAGGAAAAACACUCCAAAGUACAGUGUUACCUGUAUCUGCCUGAACCGUGGAUGUGGCGCGUGUACAUUACACUAACAUCGCUGGCAGUGAUGUUUGUCCCGACCUUGAUUAUCGCCAUCUGUUACAUCACCAUAGUAACAGUGGUCUGGCGGAAGUCCUCAUUCACAGUGUCCUCUCGGAGAAGUAAGGCUGAGGACUCUUGCAUGGAACUUUCCACGGUCGUCACCAAAGAUGGUUUCUCUGAAGAAAGAACGCCACUUAAGCCGCCUCAACAAAAGCGAGUUCAUUGGCAGAAGACUAGUGGCUCCAGUUCCCGAGGAAUCAUACCGAAAGCUAAAAUCAAAACCGUCAAAAUGACGUUUGUCAUUGUUCUAGUCUUUGUGUUCUGUUGGACUCCAUACUGGACUUUCAACCUUUUAACCGUUUACGAUCGUGUUCCGCAUUCUCAGAGUAACAUCGCCAUCUCUGUUUUUAUUCAAAGUUUAACUUCACUGAACAGUGCCGCCAAUCCGCUCAUAUUUUUCCUCUUUAAUUCGGCCCUCUACAAAAGACUCUGUGCUAAGCGUUCUCCCACAGCCCCUCCAACGACCUCCGUUUCGCAUUUGUGACGUCACUACUUAAUACCACGCCUUUCCUCAGUUGCAGAAGUUCAGAAUACACUGACAGGAUGCAUCAGGGUCACGUGGUUAAUUGGCUGAUGGUGCUUCACUUAUAUACCGGUGAUAAGUUUUAUCUUAUGCUGUAUUUUGAUUGUAAAAAUACAUAUUGUUUUUGUAACAAAUGAUUAAUCAUUCAGUGAUACUUAUUGAGACGAUAUAUUAUGAAACAUCAGGUCUCAAUUCCAUUAAACCAUAUCAAAGUGGUUUGGAGCAACAUGAGUUGUAUUUUUUUUCUUUUUAUUUUUCUACUGUAUUAUAUGAUAUAAUACAUAAACAUUUGAUUAAAAAUAAAUUUUUGUAUAGA